AUGAAUGCAAGGACUGGUAAAUGUCCUGAUUUUAUUACAGGAGAUUCUUGUCAAAUAAAUAAUUUUGAUGCUGAAAAUCUUAUACCAAAUUAUUAUGAAGUUGACACUAAAAUUUCUAGAAACAAUCAAGAUAAUGUAAAAAAUGUACAAGAAUUAAGAGCAGAAAAACGGGCAAAUAUUUCCAAAGCAAAUAUAGACCCCCUUAAUUUUACUGAUAAAUCAAGUUUAGAAAAAUUACAUUUGUCUUUCUGUAAAUAUAUCCUCGGAACAAGAAAAUCUUCAUCAAACAUAGCUAUGAGAACAGAGCUAGGGAGAUACCCACUAGAGAUGCAUAUAAAAACUCAAAAAAUGCACGAAGAUUUGUUGUGCGAGUGGAGAGAGGAAGAAACUAAAGUUGUGCGAACAAGAUCUAUAAGUCGUAUAGAAGAACUUCUCAUGACUAGUGAUGUCAUAGUGGCGAUAGGUUCAUCAGGUUGUGGGAAGUCCACUGCAAUUCAUCAUGUUGCACUUCGGCUUAAUAAUCAGGAAGGCUAUUAUAUUGUUCCUGUCCACAGUCCAGAAGACAUUAUCCAAUACUGUGAACCAGAAUAUAAACAAGUGUUUGUUAUUGAUGAUGUUUUUGGCAAAUCUACCAUAGAUAUUGGUCUGGUCAACAGUUGGACAAGAUUAUCAAAUGAUAUAGAUCAGUUAAUCAAAGAUCACAAGGUGAAAAUAUUGUUGUCAUGCAGAAAACAUAUUUAUAAGGAUCGUUCCCUUAAAAGCCUUCAAUUCUUGAUAAAUAAUUCGUGUGAUUUAGUGUCAGAGUAUGAUCUUUUACCUAAGGAAAGAAAUGAAAUAGCAAAUCAUCAAGCUGAUCCUAAUAUUCAAUGUACGAUGGAAAAGUUCGAAGACACGCCAUUGCAUUCAGCUGUCGAUAACGACAAUAGUCAUCUUGUAAAAGUGCUGUUAACUUACCAAGCUGAUGUUAAUGCUAAAAGACGUUAUCAUAAUACUCCUAAAGCGGUUGAAACCCCUUUGCAUUUAGCCUUCAUAAUGAAUUGUAGCAACACAAUCGUUAAAUUAUUGGUGGACCACAACGCCGAUUGUAAUCUUUGUGAUAAGUGGAAUAUAACACCUUUAUAUCAAACAGUCAGUAGAGGGGAUCUUGAGUUGACUUUACUAGUAUUAAAUCACACAACUGAUUCUAACAUUGGUGAUAAAGACAUUAAGAGAACACCUCUUCAUAUCGCGAUAAAUAAAGGUACUGAUAUGGUCAAGUUACUGCUAGAUUAUAACGCAGAUCCUACAAUCCAAAAUACGCAAGGAAAAUCGCCUUUGUUUCAAGCAGUGGAAAACAAUUAUACCGAUAUCGUAAAACUUUUCAUAAAAUACAAAUGUGAUAUAAAUAUGCGCAACAGUGAAGACGAAUCAUUUUUAUUUAAAGCUUCAGAGAGAGGUCAUACAGAUCUUGUUAAGUUAUUGUUAAAAAAUAACUGUGAUCAAAAUACCUACAACAAUUGCACAAACUCACCUUUAUGUGUAGCUGUUCGAAAGGGGCAUACAAAUAUUGUAAAAUUAUUUUUAGAACACAAUUGUGAACCAAAUAUUUUACACGAAUGCAAAGAAUCUCUUUUGUUUAUAACUUCUAGUGAGGGACAUACUGAUAGUGUGAAAUUAUUGUUGGAAAUAAAAUGUAAUCCUAACAUCUUUAAUGCCAAAAAAGAAUCGCCUUUGUAUCUGGCUUCGUGUAAUGGUCAUACAGAUAUAGUAAAAUUAUUGUUACAAAACAAAAACAAUCCUAACCUUGGUCUUACUGAUAGAAAGGAAACACCUUUGUUUAUUGCUUCGAUGCGGGGUCGUAUCGAAAUUGUGAAAUUACUGUUAGAACACAAAUGUGAUUCUACUAUAUGCAAUUUACAACAUGAAUCACCUUUGUUUAUUGCCUCAAAGUUUGGUUAUACUAAUAUUGUCAAACUGAUGUUGGAAUAUAGAUGUGAUCCUGCAAUAUGUGAUAGUAAUGCACAAUCGCCUUUGUUCAUUGCUGCAAGACACGGACAAACCGAUAUUGUGAAAUUAUUGUUGAAAUAUAAAUGUGAUCCUAAUCUAUGUAAUAAUCUUAGUGAAUCACCUUUAUUUAUAGCUUCUCAGUUUGGUUGUACUGAUACUGUGAAACUAUUGUUAGAUCACUACCGUAACUGUGAUCCUGAUAUCUGUCAUGACAGCAAAAAAUCGGUUUUAUUAAUCGCUUCUAAGAAGGGUCAUACUGAUAUGGUAAAAGUAUUUUUAGAUUAUGAAUGUGAUCCUAACAUUUGUAAUCUUAAAAAAGAAACACUUGUAUUUAUUGCAUCUAGUUUUGGUCAUACUGCGAUUGUAAAAUUGUUGUUAGAAAACAAUCAUGAUCCUAACAUCGUCAAUGAAAAACACGAAUCGCCUCUGUUUAAAGCUUCGUUGUUGGGUCGGACUUGUAUUGUUAAGUUAUUGGUAGAACAUAAAUGUGACCUUAAUAUCUGCAAUGAGAAAAAGGAAUCACCUCUAUAUGUUGCUUCUUUGUGGUGUCGCACCAGUAUUGUAAAGUUAUUAUUAGAACAUAAUUGUGACCCUAACAUAUGUAAUGAGAAACAGGAGUCACCUUUGUUUAUUGCAUCUUUGCGUGGUCACACUAGUAUUGUACAAUUAUUGUUAGAAGAUAACUGGGAUCCUCAUAUUUGUAAUAAGAAAAAAGAAUCACCCUUAAUUAAAGCAUGUAUGCGUAAUCGUACUGAUAUUGUAAAAUUAUUGUUAGAAAAUAACUGUGAUCCUAACAUUUCUGACAAUAACAAUGAAUCACUUGUUUGUAUUGCUUCUUCUAGAGGUCAUACUUAUAUGGUAAAAUUAUUAAUAGAAAAUAAAUGUAAUAUCAAUAUCUGCAAUAGUAGAGCUGAAUCACCGCUAUUCAAAGCAGUCAACAAUUGUCAUACUAAUGUGGUAGAAUUAUUGUUACAACAUAAAGGCAAUCCUAAUAUAUACAAUAAAAGAAAGGAAUCACCUUUGUUUAUUGCUUCUAUGAGGGGUUAUACAAAUAUUGUAAGAAUACUGUUAGAAUAUAAAUCUGAUUCUAAUAUCUGCAAUGAUAGAAACGAAACACCUUUGUUCAUUGCUUCUAUGAGGGGUUAUACAAAUAUUGUAAGAAUACUGUUAGAAUAUAAAUCUGAUUGUAAUAUCUGCAAUGAUAGAAACGAAACACCUGUGUUCGUUGCUUCUGUAAUGGGUCGCACUGAUAUUGUAGGAUUAUUGUUAGUAAAUAAAUGUGACCCUAAUAUUUGUAAUGAUAAAAAGGAAUCACCUUUAGUUAUUGCCUGUAAAGGGAGUCAUACACAUGAUGUAAAAUCAGUGUUAACUGAAAAGUGUGUUUCUCCCUUCCAUCAUACUAAAUCCCCUUCGUUUACUAAAAUUAAACUUGAAGUUAAAGUACUAUUAUCUGAGAAUAGAUAUACUGAUAUUGUGAAACUAUUGCUUAAACAAAACUGUGACCCUAACGUCCGUAGUAAAAGAAACGAAUCAUCUUUGUUUGUAGCUUCUAUGUGGGGUCGUACUGAUAUUGUACAAUUAUUAUUAGAAAAUAAAUGUGAUCCUAAUAUUUGUAAUGAUGUAAAUGAAUCACCAUUGUUUAUAGCUUCUAUGUUGGGUCAUACUGAUAUUGUACAAUUAUUGUUAGAAAGCAAUUGUGAUCCUAAUAUUUGUAAUGAUAGAAAUGAAUCACCUCUAGGAUCAUGA
Molecule: messenger RNA, 3732 nt
Organism: Mytilus trossulus (common blue mussel)
Lineage: Eukaryota; Metazoa; Mollusca; Bivalvia; Mytilida; Mytilidae
Product: serine/threonine-protein phosphatase 6 regulatory ankyrin repeat subunit B-like
Exons: 5
Coding region: 1-3732 (1243 amino acids)
Molecular function (GO): protein binding
Source: RefSeq, a predicted model, not a curated record